AUGCACAGUUGGAGCAGCCUUGUCUUCAUCCUUUGUGGGGUCCUGACCCCUGCCUUCUGUUGUGAUUGGCUAAGACACUUCGGUCGUCUGAACGGAGAAUCUCUGAAGUUCAUCCAGACGAUGGUAAGUCCUACAAAAUCUGAUUCCAGGUCCUGGAGGGGCUUCCAGGGAGCCUUGGGCAUAUUCAAGGAGUUUUUGAAAGAGUGGAUGGUCAAAAGUGUCCCUCUGAGGACUUGUGAAGGUCUCAUUUCAUUGUGGAGGUAGUUUUAAUCUCAACAUAUUAAGAAAGUAAUGCUGCUAAAUGUGAAUGUACAGUGUUUGUAGCCACAUACAAUAGAAUGUAUAUUUCUACAUAGAUCAUUCAUAAAUAUAAAAAGAACAUAUGUCCAUAUAUUUAUCUGUAACAGACUGCCAGUUUGUUUAUAAGUUUUAAGUUUCUGAAAUACUCACACCAGCUUGUCUGGCACCAACAACCAUGCCACAUUCAAAGUCACUUGCAUACUUUUUCCUCUCCAUUGUGAUGCUCAGUUUUUCUACCCGCCUAAAUGUAUUAAAUCACUGCCAUGUGUUUGGCAGAUUGGUUAUUUGAGUUAAUAAGCAAUUGAAAAGGUGUAUCUAAUAAAGUGGCCGGUGGGUGUAUUUAAAACAGCCAAAAUACUGACACAUAUUGGCAUAAAAAAAAAAAAAAAGACUAUUUAAAUCUAAAACAACACCAAUUAACCUUUUUGCAUAUAUGAAAAAUAAUUAUAUGAAUUCCUUAAUGUUAUUUAUUUGUUAGGCUAUAUUAACAAAAUGUAUCAUGUAAUUAUUAAAGUUUCAUAUAGGUCAAAUGAAUUUAUGCAAAAAUUCAGUCAGAAUCAGCACUAAGAUCUGUCUCUACUCCUGUGCUCAGGCAACUGUUGUAUUUUGUAUGGAUUUUUUUCCCAAACCAGUGUCUACUUUGGCGUCCUCCUGUGGACACAGCUGUUUCUGCUUUUUUUUGUCCUCCACAUGCUUGAGUAGAGACUGCUGAUGACAAUUGGCAACUGCAGGCUUUUAAAGUCAGAUGUAGGGCUGCUUGGUUGUGACAAAAACUAUAAUCUUGAUUAGUUAGAUUGACACAGAUAUAAAGAUGAUUAAAAACAAUUUCCAAUAAUUUGACAUGUGCAUUACACGCAUUUACCUAAAGUGAAACUUAAAAGCUCUGAAUUCAAAGAAAAACACAGUAAGUGAGUUAAAAAAACUUUCAACCUGUCCUUUUUUUUUACUAAAGCGGAUGGUACAAUUUUUCAUUAAAGUCACAUGUAUUACUACUGAGAGGAAUCAUGCAUCAAUUCAUCACUUUAAAAGCUACGGCUUAAUUCGGUGAUAAUACUUAUUGUUCAGUCUUGAUUGUCAUAUUUGUAUGAUCGUGCAGGGCUAAAAUCAUUAUAGAAAUUGAAAUUUGGUUGAUUGCCCAGCUCUAGUCAGAUGUACCAUGUAUUGUUGCUGAUGGUCUUGUUCCCCCUUGUUUAUCACGAGACAGGCAUUGAUGUUAUUUGGUAAGACAGGGAACGUACUUGAUCUAGAGAUGUUAUACCAGUCUACAGUGUUUUUGUGUAAUGUAGUGAAAUGUCUUUCUGUUUCAGGGCGGUCCGCUGACUAAAGAGAAGAGUCCAGUUCCUUUUCCAUACAGACUCUACACUCGCCUACAGAAAGAGCCGGUAAUAUAUCAGUCAUUCUAUAAACUUCAUGUUUAUCCUGAAAUGUUUCUGGUGGUUUAUAAUCAUUUACAUUAACAUUGAAAGACAUAUGACUUGUGAUGUCUGACCUAAUGUCUGUGAGCCAAUCAGUAAGCUGGAAUUCACUCCUCUCUUCCUUUAUUCCCAGGUGGAGUCCCAGCUGGUUUUUAUCAGAGACAGUCUGAAGAUGAUUUCUAACCUGUAUCACAAUGACAACCUCACCUCAGUCACCUGGGACAAAAUGAAGAUGGAACAUUUUCUGAGUAGCCUCCACAGACAGAAAGUGGAGUUUAACCACUGCGUGAGUACAUGGAACAAUUCUCAUUAUAUGGCCAGUACUUUGACUCCUUUAACGGCUCUUCAAAGACCUAUUAUACUUAUUUUCACCUUUCAUUCUGUCAGCCUGGGACAUCUGUGGAUUAGCUUAGCUCUAAAAACUCCUUAUUUAUCUUAUUCUGCUGUCUGUGAAAACCCUAAUUUCAGCUCUAUCAGCCUCUGCCUGAAACACUUCAUUUUUUGCAUAUUUAACACAUUAGAAAGUUAAACACAGCUAGGGAGUGUUACUUUUUACACAGCUUUGUUAUCAAGAAACAACAUGAAAGUUACGCCUUUACAGAAAACAUCAGGUCCUGUUUGGUCAUGUUAGCACACAUCGGCUAUAGUCCCAUUAGCUGCUGUUCUAAUAAGAAUAAGAAGAACUUUAUGUUACUCAAAUCCUGCUCCUACUGUCUCCUUAAAAAUCAAGUUCAGUAAAUGUAGGUGAGGCCACUUUAAGCUACCUUUCAAAGUUUAAAAAAAAUCUAAUGCAAGAAUACAUCAUUUCUAAAUUCUUUCAUAGUAGAAGUUAAAGAAGAUGAGUUUAGUGAGAUAACCUAUUGGUCCCUAAUGUUAACUUUGUCUGGCUCCAAGAUGCAAACUUAAGCUCACAAAAUCAUAUGUCCUGCACAUAAGAUAAUAACUACUUCCUAUAAGAUAACCAUACAGUGAACACUCACAUAUUAAGAGUUUACUUCUUGGCUUUAAGGGGCUCUGAAUGGACUUCUUAAACUGAUGACAAUAUAUUCCUUAUAGUGGCUUACACUGAGACUCUUUCCAGUGUUAAAAAGUUCAAAUUUUAAACUAUCAACCAACUUAUGUUGUCAACCAUGAACUUAAAACACUGAUGGCAAUUAUACUUUUCAUCCCACUUUUACUCUUUUUAAACAGCUCACACUUAAAUGAGAAAGCUUAAACUGCACAAACUUGAACUUCUAUCUUCAGCAAAUGCUUCACUAUCCCCAUUAUUGUGGUUAAACUGAAACUUCAGCAUCUUUCAAUGUUGAUGUCUGCUGCCACAUCAGCUUCUCUCAGAAAUUCACUUCCCUUAUCUUACUUUACAUCCUCUGACUUGAACAUUGAACCCCCCAAAAAACAACACCUCUGUAUUUUUAUCCUCAGGUGUCAGAUGGCACGAGGGUUCCCCGAAAACUGAGACAGUACUACAGGAGACUGGCCAGGUGUACUGUGGACCGCACUGUAAGUAUUUAUACUGCUAUGUUGUAGUGUAGUGCUGUGUGUAAAGGUUAUAGUACUGAUUGUAUUACUGUGUGUUUUAUUACAGGGUGGCAGUGUUGCAUCCUGGGAGCUGAUCAGAAAGGAAACUAAAAAUCACCUGGAUCAACUGGAGUUGUUGGUGAACCUCAUUGUCCAUCAAGAUGCUGGCAGAAGCAAGAACCCUACACGGACUUAA
Xyrichtys novacula (pearly razorfish) is the source of this 3429-nucleotide messenger RNA. The record is from the annotation of a GenBank genome assembly. Lineage: Eukaryota; Metazoa; Chordata; Actinopteri; Labriformes; Labridae.